Molecule: messenger RNA, 3412 nt
Organism: Trichoderma atroviride IMI 206040
Lineage: Eukaryota; Fungi; Ascomycota; Sordariomycetes; Hypocreales; Hypocreaceae
Source: RefSeq, a predicted model, not a curated record
GAAAAAAUGGAAAAAGUUUCAGCAGCGUGGGCAAUCUCCGCGGGCAAGCUCUCUGCCAGCUACAAGCCAGCCUUACGCACCAACUCAGCUGUCCACGUCGUUGGACAUUUUGCCAGCAUCAGCAUCGCCUUCUCCAGCUAUCGAAGCGUCAAAACCCAUUAUCACGGUAUCGACGCCGGAAAUUGCAACCGAGCAACAGGAGCCUCCAGUAAGCCUUUGGAACAGCGUUUUCGAAAGGUCAAGCAAAGAAACCAAGAAUUGGAUUCGAGGACAUGGUCUCGACCUUUCGGAACAAGCGAAGCCAGAAGACCAUAUUAGAGAAAUCACUCGCCUUAUUGAAAGCAACACACUAUGUACAGAUAAAAAUGGGGACUCGAAGAUUGAUAUUAAUUAUCAAAAGAUUGUUUUCCGUGAAUAUAUUGCCGACGUUGCUGCAUUUCUUACCAUGGCGGGCGAUAUUGCCGUCAACUUUGCGCCGCCACAAGCCAGCGCGCCUUGGGCUGUUGCAAAAGCCAUGCUGAGAAUUCCAGUCAAGCAAAGCGACCAGAUGGCAGCCCUUGCCGGGACCGUCCAGUGGUUCACUCGCAUAGUUCGCAGAGGCCAGCUAUACGAGCUCUUGUAUAACGCAAAAACGACUGAUGGAAACGCGGUGCUAAACUUGCAUGAUGCACUAUUGGACGUAUAUGUCGCGGCAAUAGAGCUUCUUACGCGAUGCGAUAGCCUGAUUGAAGGCGGGAUGGCUAAGCAGACACUUAAUGCCAUUCUUAGGCCAGAGCAGGCCACAGGGCUUGUUGCAGACUUGUUUCAAAAGGAACAGAAGCUUUUACAAGAAGUUGCAGUCUGUGAAGCUUCCCGAAGUGAAAUUGCCGGUAGACAGGCCGAUGAGAAAUCAAGAGACUUGCUCUUUAACGUGAAUAAGCUCUCCUCGCCGCUAGCACGAGUUGACGAGGGGGUAAUGGACAUUCGGGAAAUGAUUGACGAGGACCGAUUGCGAGGGCUUUUACAAUUUAUCAGUCCGGAAGGGCAUGGGAAAAGCCACGUCGAUAUUGCAGAUUCGAGAAUCGACGAUACAGGCAAUUGGCUGAUGGAGCACGAAGGGUUUCGCGCCUGGCAAGCUAUACCUUCAUCAUCAACGAUAUUAUGGCUCAAAGGAACCGUUGGCACCGGCAAGACAUACCUCACCUGGCGGGCGAUUGAGUAUGUAAAGGCGACAUUGGAAGAAGGAUCUGGUAACGAAGGAUUUGCCUUUUUCUACUGCAGCCGAUCAGCAACUUCGUUGCAAGAUCCUCUGGUAAUUCUAAGAAGUUUUGUUCGCCAGCUGUUUGACAAGGCAUCUGAAACCGGUUACAAUCGCUUGAUCCAAAAACGCAAAGUAGCGGAGAAUGAAGGGCGGAGUCUUGGGCUGAAGGACUGCAAAGAGCUAAUUUUGGAACUGAUAAAUCUCUAUUCCAAGUCGACUAUUAUUCUCGAUGCUUUAGACGAAGCUAGCUCGACGAGUACAAACCAGAACUUGGCGGAGAUUCUCAUCGGCAUACUGGACAAGGCCAAGAAACCGGUUAAACUCUUUAUAUCCAGUCGUCCAGACCGCGAAUACCUGCAGGCGUUUAAAGCUAACGCUACAAUCACUAUCGAAUCCAACAACCAGCAGGCAGAUAUUGAAAAAUACCUAGAGGACAGACUUUACUCGACUUUGUCGUUUAAGCAACGUCAAAAGGAAACCCAGACAUUGAUCCUAAAUGUCUUUUCUUCGAAAAAUAGCACCAUGUUUCGGUGGAUUCAUCUACAGGUCCAAAGACUCAACAACUACACCUCUCAUGAUGCAGUCAGAUCCUGGGCCACUACACUGCCCAGUACUCUGACCGAGGCAUAUGACCAGCUAUUUGAUGAUAUGAGAAAGCAUGACGAGCACGACAUAGCCUUGGCCGAGCGUGCCAUCAAGUGGGUGCUAUGCUCUAUUUUACCACUUAGCUCCGAGGCUUUGUUAGAAGCCAUUCGCUAUUCGCUACAUGGUUCAGUAGUGGUUCAAAAAGACAAACAGACUGAACAACAGAUAUUAUCCCUCUGCCGAGAUCUGUUGACAAUUGAGCCAAAGCGCAAGGUGUGGGCACUGCCUCAUGCGUCUGUUGCUGAAUACUUUGAGCUAAAGGGCAUAACGCUAGCAGAGUGCGAUUUAUUCGCUUCCAAGAUAUUAAUUGAUUGUCUUGUAAACUUUGAGCCGGAGACUUUGAAGCGUGUGGCAAGGUUGUGGCCAGUUCGGAGCUUUGAGCAGUAUGUUGUCUACGCAUGGUUUCUGCACGUCGAACGAUAUGACAAAUGGCUCGGUUCAGCAAAGGGCGCGAAUGCAGAUCCAGGACUUGUUAUGGCUCUCAAGAGAUUUCUUGGAUCGCCAGAAGAAAGCAGCGAUUACUAUAGACGAUGGAUUGAUAACGCUGAUACCCUCAUUGAUAAAGGACGCCGAUAUCAUGAUGGGCGAAUCGGCUAUUCAGUAAAGACGGAGCUAUUGCCUAGCGACAUGGCUUUGUAUACUGUAUGUCGAUAUGGAUUCUACUACACCUUGCGAGACUGGUGGGAGGGAACCGCAAUUAGCAAGGAAAUGGCGCUCAAAGAGUGCAAACUCGGCUACACACCGCUUGUUCAUGCAGUCAAGAGCGGGUGCAUACCAAUUCUCAAACAUUUGAUCAGCUUGGGUGGCACAGAUUACUCGCCAUCUGAAAGAUGUAAUGCCUUUGGCAGCCCGUUGAUUGCAGCCGCCUGUGUCCUAAACAUACAGUCAGUCGAGAUUUUGCUCAAGGCCGGUGCAAACGCAGACGUUUCUGUGGAAUGCGGCAAAUACGACACCGCUCUUGAUGCAGCGGCUUCGAGUUAUGUCUUUGACGAGCAGGAACUUGUCGAAAUUGUCCAGUUAUUGCUCGACAGCGGCGCAGACGCCAACAAGCCCUUGAAGAAAGGUCGAUAUGGCAGCGCACUGGAAACGUUAAUCUGUCUCAACUUUGACGACAUCAACAUCCUGAGGGAGCCGUUGGGCAUGUUGCUCAAAGCUGGUGCUGAUCCGACAAUGGUGUUUGAAAGGGGGCAUUACGGCAGUGCACUCGCCGCCGCUGCGUUUCAUGGACUUAAAGAGCUGCUCGUUGCUAUGAUUGGGGCUACGAGCAAAGAACGGGCAGUUGAGUGCCUUCGCUUCGGUAGACAUCCUGACAAAUGCGUCUUGGGAUUGAAGAAGACGGCCGAGAAAUGGAGGGAUGGGAGAGUGGAAACUGUAAAAUAUCUUGCUGAUGAAGUAGGAGUGGAUGAAGAGACGCUGCAUAAGAUUGGUCUGUGGGAUGUCACGCCUGAAAUGAGGCAGGGUGAGUAUUAUAUAGCCAUAUUCUAGUAUAUAGAUGUAAUUAAAUACAUGUUGAACGCUUUAUUUAAA